CUGACACCGCACCGGCCGGACGUACACAUUGUGAGCAAAGUGAAGUGAGCACAGUGUAACAUGCUGCCAGUCCGGCCGCUUUAAACACACGUCUUCAGGAUGCAUGCGGUCGGCCUGCACUCCGCGCUUGCGAUCCGCCGCGAGCGGAAGCGUCGAGCCGAGCAACAGCGCGCCAAGGAAAGGCGCUACUCCAUCCAGUCUACGGAGUCCGGUGUGACAUCUCCCCACUGCUCUACAGGCAGUCUCGAGCGACGUCGCCACAAGAAAUCCGGGACCGCCGACAAUGAAGUCGUCUCUUCCGUUGGCAUGCUCCACCUUGGAGUCGUGUUUCUCGUUCUCGGAGUUUUCCUCGUCGCCUCUGGCUGGCUUCCAGAUGAUGUCACCGCCUGGAGCAACAUCGGAUCUGUAAGCUGGUUUAACGAGCUCGUCUGCUCUGGACUUUUUGCUCUAUUCAUUGGAAUAUUUUUAAUUAUCCUGCACAAAUAUCUUACUAAGAGCGAAGAGGACGCAUUAGAAGACUACGUUCAAAAACAACUGACUCGAUCGAGAUCUGGACAUAGACUAGAGAGAGAUGCAGAGACGGGUGGAAUGCGUACAAAAAACGCUAGACGGGCUCGAGCUACAGAAGUAUUGCCAGAGCCUAUUACCGAAACUUAUACUGAGCCUCCUCCCGAUAGAGUUCACGGGUUUGUCAACGCCCUCGCUCUGAACGGUGAUGCGAUGCGAGAAUUGCCAUUGGAGCAAAUUGUAGAAGAAGAAACAUCUAUGGCCUCUGAGACUGAGAAAAGAUUUGGGAAGUUUAACAAAGACACGUAUUCAACGCCAUCUAUGGCACCCAGCCUAAGCCCCGGAUCCCCAUCUGAUACGAGAGAACUCCUAUCAGACGGACGCUACAUGGUCAUGUCGAAGAUAUGAAUAACAAAACUUGACCGUUCGUUGAUCCCAUACAUUCUACUUUUUUAUGGAAUCGUCUUUGAUUUUAUUGGAAACCAUGUGAUAUCCCGUUAAAAUGUUUCCUUAAUAUUUAAUUCUUACAACGAAUACUUUCACGCAUUCUCCAUGAAAUAGAAUGUUCGGUAUCAGCGGAAUGUCAAUUGGAGGUCAAUAUGAAAUGCGUUGAAAGCUAUGAGUAACUUGAACCUCUUUAUUUAUUACGAACUAUAUAUACAGAAUGCUUCUGUUAAACAAUGCCUCGUUGCUGCCAAUAAGCUUGACAGCUUCUGAAUUCAAGUGUGAGUGAUAUUUGUAAUCUUUGUAUGGACCAAAGUGUUAACGUUUCCGCAAUAUCGAAAAGUUUCUUGCAAUUUUUAUUUGAUAUUAUCACAAGCUUAAUUAAAAGAUUUACUGAUCUCAUAAUUUCUAAAUACUUGUAGUUUAUAUUUUAAUUUGCGUUAAGACUGAUUCCAUUCAUUAAUUUUACGCUAAUCUUGUGCCAAAAAUCUUCUUAAACGUGUUUUGUUGAUAUAAUGAAGGAAUUUACGUUUGAAUAAUUUCAUCAACAUAAUGAAAGACUUAAGGAAAAAUAAUCCUCGUAGCUGAUUCGUAGCAGAACUACGGCGCGCAAUUACUACGAGAGUCUACGUACACGGCCAUUAGCUGGCUAUUAUGGUCAGAUAAUACCCAACUAUUAUUUAUAAUUACUAAUCUAAACUUUAUUAUUGUCAAAUGAGUGUUUGAAGUAGUACAUUUUAAGCGCUGUCAAAUCCAAUGUCAGUACUAGUUGCCGGCAUUAUGUAAUUGUAUCUCAGUUUUAUUUAAAUGAAGAAAAAAAUUCAAUUAGUCUUCGACAUGUUUGUAAAAAAAAAUAUCUUAUGAUCUUUCAUUCUAGUAUAUUUUCAUGUACCAAUAUAAUAUUAAAACAGUUAAAAGGCUGAUAUUCAAUGGUUUACAUGAUAUGUAGUCUGUUUCGCAUUUUGUGAUAUAAUUUUAAUCACCUAAGUUUUGUAAAUGCUUUGCUCAAAAUAUUUUAAUUUAAUUGAAACUAUUUAAAAGUAUACAUGAAAUCCGUUGAAAAUGUGUACAUGUGUAUAAUGUUAAUUGGAAUGCUGUACUCUGUGGUACUUUGCCUAUGGUAAGAACAUUGUGAGCUAACUUUAUCUAUUGUUACAAGCGUACCUAUAAUAGAAUUGUAAGUUUUGACAACUAUGACUUUUGAUUUGAAUUACUGUGUACUCUUCUUUUCCUGUUACAUCUAAAAUGUAUUUGCAAAACGUUCUAGAUUGACAGGGAUAACUAAAAUACUUUGUUUUAUAAAGUCACUUAGGAUUGUUUUCCAAAAUGAUUUUAUGUGUGGAAACGUUUUUUUCUUAGCACUUUUUAAAAUACAAAACUAUUCAUUAAUUAUCUUUCUUUUAAUGUUGUUUAAAUACUGUGACUUAUUUAGGACGUUUACAGUGUCUGCCGCUAUACAUAUUAUAAAUGCCUUAUACUAAAUAAGAUAUUGUAAGUAAAUCUGGAUCUUAUGGUCUAAUUUUAUAACUUUCUUGUUCUUAACACUAGUGUCCCAAUAAUUUAUAGUAUUUUACGCAAGUGUAGUAUAAAUCACGUAUGUGUGUAUGGCACUAUUUUUACUAUUUCUAAUCUAAGAUAAAUGUUUGAUGAAUAUUAAAAAUAACAUACCGGAUUUAACUUUCAAACUAUUUUGAAUCCUGUGAUGUAAUACUGACUGUAAAAAUUAUUUAUGUUUUCUUCGAAAGUUAAAAUUAUUUUUAAUAUUAAUCAAAUAUUUUAUAGCCCUACUUAGUACCAGCUAGCUUGUAUAUAAUCGUAGUAAUAAUCACGAAACUUUAUACUGGUGAUAUACACACGAAUUACAAUAUCAUGUAGAAAAUUGUGAAGUCGGCAUUUGUAAUAAAAGGGAUUCGCUUCCAGCAAUUAUUUAUACAUAUAUUAAGUCAGUAACUAUAAAAUGAUCUAUACGAAAAUUAUUGUUGCUUAUUCAUCACGACUUUUUAAAAUUUCCUUCCGUCUACAUGAGAGGAAUGCUUUGUUUUGAGAAUGUCAUGUUGUUGUCAUGAGAAAAAACAAAUAUUGAAAGUGCAAAUAGUUUUGAAUAUAUUAUGUGUAUAAAAAAUUGUUAUUAAGAAAUUCGUAAAUAUGGCUAAACUUGACAAAAUUGUACAACUUGUCUUGUUAAGUUAUAAGAAUGUACCGCUUGCUAUUAAACUUAUGGCUGAUGUGAUAUGAAGUUUAUAAACAAGCGAUAUUAAAAAUUACAAUUCUAAAAAUUUUCAAAUUUUAAAACACUAACGUGCCAUGCGCUUUGCGAUGAAAUAAGUAGAUUUAACUUGUAACUUUUGAAUUCAAAUAGUUGUAAUGCACAAAACGUUACUUUGAAUGACACAAUUUAUCUUUAAAUUACCAUUUUUUGGGAAACAUUAAAAAUUGUGUCAGUGCUAAGUAAAAUUAUGCACAUAUAACGUGACUAGUCGCACAUUAAAUUAAUUAUGAAAUUUCUUGUGCCUAUACUUUUAUAAUUAGGUAUUUAUAGGUUUAGUUACUAUUUUGUAUACUUGCUAAGAUAUGUAAAUACGCGACUAUUAUCACUUUUAACUAGAUUUUUUUCUUGAUACGCCUUGGCUUUGUAAUCCUAUAUAAUGUACUAUUUGCAGUUAUAGUAGAUUUUUCCUUACUAAAAUCAUUUAUUUCUUAAACUAGCGAGUGCGUUACCUUUGACUAAUCGAUACGUUGAGUUAAGUAAAUGAUUUAAUAAAUUCGCAUUUACGUAUAUAUCUGUUAAUCAAGUUUUGGUUAUAUUAUAAUAAUUGGAGCUUUUAGUUAUAAUUAACUUUUAUUUUAUGUUGUGCAAAGCUCAAAACGUGUUAGAUGUGAAUUUUUACGAAGCUUCGAUGUCGUGAAGAUUUUUUAUGAACGCUUUUGCGCCUAUAUUUAUGCGUAUUAUGCGCACUUUACAAUUUCUUGAAGAAAUAAAGAAAAAUUCCGACUUUA
Messenger RNA from Pieris rapae (cabbage white), 3948 nucleotides. RefSeq lists its product as uncharacterized. Bases 100 to 915 code for a protein of 271 amino acids. The record is from RefSeq and is a predicted model, not a curated record. NCBI's taxonomy places the organism in Eukaryota, Metazoa, Arthropoda, Insecta, Lepidoptera, Pieridae. The transcript is spliced from 2 exons.